UUUCUGUUCUUACUUUGCCAGCAGCAUUCAGCAGUACUUCAAAUAUCAAAAUAAGAGUCCCUUGUCUUUGCGUGCUUAACCAAAGCAAGCGUACGAGUGGAGGCCAGGCUUUGAGGCUUUUAGUUUCGAGAAGACCCACCGGGAAUGAUACCAAUGCUUCAAGUGUUGCAGUUUUGACGGUCUUCGCAUUUACCACCAUAUUGCGUUUAACCAGCUUUCUGACUUCCAAUGCUAGAGCCUGUAUUUGAAUGAAGCGUACUACCUUGGAAUGAUUGUCUUAAAAAAAAAUACCCUUUACACUUUUAAUUGCAGUUAAAGUCACAGUUUAAUUUUACUGUACAGCUACACGUUGUAGCGAGCUAGCGGAAAGAUGACGACGAGGUCAGAGAGAGAAAAAGCACAGAAAUUGAAUGAGCAGCAUCAGGCCAUUCUCUCAAAAAUGCUUCGAGAAGAUGACAACAAGUAUUGCGCUGACUGUGAAGCCAAAGGGCCCCGCUGGGCAUCCUGGAACUUGGGCGUGUUCAUGUGCAUCCGCUGUGCCGGCAUCCAUCGCAAUCUGGGGGUCCACAUCUCACGGGUGAAAUCUGUCAAUCUGGACCAGUGGACCCCCGAACAGAUCCAGAGUGUAGUGGACAUGGGGAACAGCAGGGCCAGACAGCUGUAUGAAGCACACCUACCUGAAAACUUCAAACGGCCACAAACUGACCAAGCCGUGGAGUUCUUCAUCCGGGAUAAGUACGAGAGGAAAUACUACGAAAAGAACGGCUCUGAGCCCAGCCUUAAGUCCUGCGAGGCCGCCCUCUCCUCCCCCUCCUCCCAGGCUUCUGAGAAGAGUGGACAGGAGAAGGAACGAGAGAAGAAGGAGAGAGAGAAGAAGAGAGAGAAGGAGAGAGAGAAGGAGAGGCCGAACUCUUCUGACAAGAAGAGAGAGGAGCUGCUGGACUCCAGAGGCAGUCCCAAGAGGAGCGGGGAGCCGGCCAUCGACCUGCUGGGCCUGGAUGCACCUGUAGGUGGAGCUGCAGCCAGUGGGAGUGGCUCCAGCAGUGGACCAAUCAGCGACGACCUGGACAUUUUUGGACCAAUGGUGUCCAACCCUCUACCCUCCUCUAAUCAUCCCCAGACUGGCUCCAUCAGCCCAGCCCCAGCCUCAGCCCCAGCCUCAGCCCCAGCCUCAGGAGCCUCAUCAGGGGGCCCCGUGGGUCCCCCGGCCCCACAGGGAGAGGUGGACCUCUUCGGCCAGAGCCCAGCCCCCACGCCCCCCACCUCCUCCAGUAAGACUGAGGAGGGUGGGGCCAAGAAGCCCCUGUCCAAGGACUCCAUCCUCUCCCUCUACAGCAGCAGCACUGUCAACACACACCAGACUGGUCAAGCUGCUGUGAACAUGGGCCAGCCUCACAUGCAGUUCAACGCCCAGGCCACGCCCCCCUACCAAUCCUACCCCGGUGUGGGCGGAGUCAUGCCCCCCGCCACCAUCAUGGGAGGAGUCAUGGGGCCGGGAGGAGGAGGAGCCAUGAUGGGGCAGAACUCGGGAAUGAUGGUCGGCAUGGCGAUGCCCAACGGCUACAUGGGCGUGCAGCAAGGCAUGAUGGGACACCAGGGUGGAGCCAUGCAGCAGGGGGCGGGGCCAGCCCAGUUCUCCAUGCAACAGCAACAGCAGUGGGGUGUGAAUCAGAUGACCCCGCAGAUGGCAGGAAUGACCAUGAGUGGCGUGGGGGCAGGGCCAGGAGGCUUCAGCCAAUCAGGAGCGCCCGUGGGGGGGUGGGCCGGCCCCCCGUCAGGCCAGACCCUCAGCACCCAGCUGUGGAAGUGAGGGGGGGGAGGGGGGAGGAGUGGGGAAGAAGACCUGCCCUCCGCAGUACAACGCGCAGGAGGCAAAUCGUAGACUACUCCACUAGCCCCGCCCCUCCCUUCUGUCAUCCCUCUGAAGCCCCACCCAUCUGUUAUCUCUUCAGUGAUUGGUGGAGGAGAAGGGGGUGGGGUUUGCUGGCAGCUCUUGUGUCUCUCUGAUGUUGGUUUGGGUUACACUCUUACUCUUUUGAUUCCUUUUAACUGUUGUUGUUGCUGUAAAAAAUUAAAAAAAGACAUAUCGGGGAGAGAAAGCUGCUGGACUAUUAAUACGAGGCGUUGUACGAUAUAUCGUUUACAAAAUCCAUAGUUGGGUAGUUAAAUGGCAGAUGUGGGUAUUUUGUUGGUGCUCCCACUCAGAGCCCCCCCCCCAGUCCUCCAGGCCUGACCUGUGUGAAGCAAUGAUCCUCCCCCUCCCCCACCCCCACCCCCUCCCCCUCUCUUGAGGGUAGUCGUAGAAGAUCAGUACUGUAUAGAUGUUCCCCCACUCAGCGAGCCAUAAGAACAGAGAGUUUGGCCAUAGCUGGUUCUAUUCAGAGGUGUAAUCUGUCCUGUUAUAUAUCUGUCCCGUCGCAUCAUCCCAGGGCCCUACUCCUAGCCCUCUACAGCUCUGGGCUGGGAGAGUUAAAGAGGUCAGAAAGAUAUUCCUCCCCGGGUCUGUUUCUAUCCAGCAUGUCUGGCCUGUCGCGUGUGUUCUCCAGCACACACGGCAGCUAAGACACAGCGCCUGGGCUGGUUUUCCCGGACCCUCAUAAGGCCUCUCCGUUGGUCCAAUAGGUUUAGAGUUAGGACAUGAACGCAGAUCUUCAACUGACCAAUAGAUGGGAGGCCAUGUGGCGCCUUCAUGUUGGCCAAACUCUCUGGGUGACCCCUGACCCCUCUCCCCCUCUGUGGGUGACCUCUGACCUCUGCCCCCUCCUUGCUGUCAUCCGCCAUCUUACAGUGGUGUUGGUUGUGUGCAGUUCAAAGAAGCACAGUUAGUCUGAGACAAAUAAACCUGGACGACCAAUCAGCUUCUAGCCUAGAAAGGGCGGGCCCUGGAGAAGAUAAGGGGAUUGGACGGUGAGGUCAUUGUCAGGAUGCCACAAGAAGUCUGUCGACGCUGUGAGCCGUUCGGAGCUCUCAGUGGAUGGACCUGAAGAAAGACUUCCUGGAUCGAUGGGUUCAGGUUUUACUUCCUGGUUUUGAGGAUGACCUCAUGAUGUCUGAUCCUCUUACAUCUCAUUUUAUAGGGAGAGUAGGGAAUACAGAGAU
Messenger RNA from Osmerus eperlanus (European smelt), 3099 nucleotides. RefSeq names its product stromal membrane-associated protein 1-like. The record is from RefSeq and is a predicted model, not a curated record. Gene Ontology annotation, biological process: regulation of clathrin-dependent endocytosis. Gene Ontology annotation, cellular component: cytoplasm. Gene Ontology annotation, molecular function: metal ion binding; GTPase activator activity. Lineage: Eukaryota; Metazoa; Chordata; Actinopteri; Osmeriformes; Osmeridae.